AUGGUCAAACUCCCUGACAAAGUUGAGUUUGCCAGCUCUUGUGUUACUACUGUAGUACUGAUUGCAAAUAUUAUUUCUGAUGUAUUUGAUUUAGCUUCAGAGAUCUCACAGGAUUUGCCUUUCUUACGGGGGCUGCUUGAAAUAUUUCCUUUUGCUUCAGAUGAUCUAGAAGCCCGGAGUGCACUCUGGAGCAUCAUUGCAAGGCUGCUAUUUCAUGUUCAGGAAAAUGAGAUGGGUCAAUCAAGUCUCUCUCAGUAUGUUUCAGUUCUUGUAAGCAAAUCUGAUCUGAUUGAAGAUGAUCUUCUCGACCACCAACUAGAUGACUCCAGCAAAGGGCAUAAGGAGGGCUUGACCACUUAUUGCACAAAAUCAAAUGCUAUAAGUACAGCGCUUAGAAGGAUGAUCUGUAUUUUAACCCAAUGGACUACUUCAAACGACUUUGCUGAAGUGACUAACAUGGCAAAUGAGCUUAACGAAGAUAAUGUCAAUGUGAAUAGAUUGCUUGAUUGCUGUCGUAAAUAUUCUGAUUUUGCAGGUAGAAGUCAAGUGGAUCUUUUAAGCGACCACAUGCAUGUUAUCCAAAACAUUUGGCUGCUUAAUGCAAUACACUAGGUUGUGGGGAUGGAAUGCUUGAAAAGCAAAUAUCAUUUUGAGCUUUUUUUGUACCUUGAAUCGACUUUGCACUUUUGACACUUUCUUGUUGCCAAACCACAGAACAUUAGAACAUUGUGAAAAGGAAAUGAGUGAGAAUUAAGUCUGUCAUGUUUGCUGUUUCAUUGUAAUAGAGACUAUAAAUUUAGAAAGGCAGAAUGGGGGAUUACCAAAAAUACAAAAUAAAAAGACUUUUUUUUU
Molecule: messenger RNA, 852 nt
Organism: Corylus avellana
Lineage: Eukaryota; Viridiplantae; Streptophyta; Magnoliopsida; Fagales; Betulaceae
Source: RefSeq, a predicted model, not a curated record